Messenger RNA from Arabis nemorensis, 534 nucleotides. Lineage: Eukaryota; Viridiplantae; Streptophyta; Magnoliopsida; Brassicales; Brassicaceae. The record is from the annotation of a GenBank genome assembly.
AUGCUCGUCACGCCGGCGAAUCCAUGCGGUGGAUUAUUCGUUUCCCGUCGCAUUUCCCGGCAGAGAUCUCAAAUAACUAAACUACCCUCCCUCACAAACUCGAAUAACCGAAACACCCUAUUCACCGUCCCUCCGCUAGUGGCGACGGCGACGAUGACGAGAGCUUCGAAGCCGUUCCGGUGCGGUGCUCGGAGAAGAGUGAGAGACGACGUAGUAGAUGAAGAUGAAUCGUACGGAUACAACGAAGAGACAGCAAUGUUGGAGAUUUAUAGCCAAUCGUGUAGAGAAGAAGCCCUUAUAGUCACCGCCAUUGUUGACGACGAAGAAGUCGAAGUUCUCAUAUUCAAAGGAGUUUCGUCGUGUUUGAGCGGAGAAACGGCGGUGGAUCCGGCGAGGAGUGUGUUGCCGGAGAGAGCUUUGAUUACAAAGAUAGAUAGAGUGAGAGGCCCUUUUGAUCCUUCAGAGAUUCAUUACAUUCAAAAAGGACUCUCUUUUCAAGAAUUCAAGGAGACAAUGAUCAAGCCACAAGAGUAA